AUGACCGAAGUCGAUAUUGAUAACUGUUCUUUAGAAGAAUUAAGAGAUAUUUUAUCUAACAAAUCUGGAGAUGAAAAGUUAGCCGCCAGAUUCAGAGCUUUAUUUAACUUAAAGAACAUAGGGAGUGAAAGUUCUAAUCAAGAAGAAGUACAAAAAGCUAUUGAUUAUAUUGCUGAAUGUUUUAAAGAUUCUUCGGAAUUAUUGAAACAUGAAGUUGCCUAUGUUUUAGGACAAACCCAUAACUUAUAUGCUGCUCCUCAUUUAAGACAAUGUUUAGCUGAUCAACAACAACAAAUUAUGGUUAGACAUGAAGCGGCUGAAGCUUUAGGAGCUUUAGGUGAUGUUGAAUCUUUAGCCUUAUUACAACAAUACUAUGAUAAUGAUCCAUCGAUUGAAAUCAAACAAACCUGUGAAUUGGCCAUUGAAAGAAUCAAAUGGGAACAAUCAGAAAAUUCAAAGACCGAAGUAUUGGAAAAAUCUUUAUACACUUCAAUUGACCCAGCUCCACCAAUGCCAACCACUCAAGAAUCCAAGAUUCCUAAAUUACAAGCGAUUUUGAACGAUCAAAAUGAACCUUUGUUUGAAAGAUACAGAGCUAUGUUUAGAUUAAGAGAUAUUGGUAGUGAUGAAGCUUGUUUAGCCUUAGCUUCAGGAUUUAAAGAUCCAUCAGCUUUAUUUAAACAUGAAAUUGCUUAUGUUUUCGGACAAAUCUGUAAUCCUGUGACUGUUCCUUCAUUAAUUGAAGUAUUAAAAGAUGAAAGAGAAGCAGGGAUGGUUAGACAUGAAGCUGCUGAAGCUUUAGGAGCUAUUGGAACUGAUGAAGUGUUCCCUGUAUUAGAAUCAUUUUUGAAUGAUGAUGUUCAAGUAGUUAGAGAAUCAGCCAUUGUUGCUUUGGAUAUGACUGAGGUUUAA
Messenger RNA from Yamadazyma jaroonii, 912 nucleotides. Lineage: Eukaryota; Fungi; Ascomycota; Pichiomycetes; Serinales; Debaryomycetaceae. The record is from the annotation of a GenBank genome assembly.